Molecule: messenger RNA, 432 nt
Organism: Plasmodium adleri (nom. inval.)
Lineage: Eukaryota; Apicomplexa; Aconoidasida; Haemosporida; Plasmodiidae
Product: conserved Plasmodium protein, unknown function
Exons: 6
Coding region: 1-432 (143 amino acids)
Source: RefSeq, a predicted model, not a curated record
AUGAAUAACCAUAUGGGUAUAUUAUUUUUAGUUGUUAUGUUUUUAUAUAAAACAUAUGAUACCUAUAAAAACAAGAAAGACACUUAUCCUUUUUUUGUAACUUCAAUGAUAAGAGAGGAGAAAAACAUGGACAUAGACAUGUCAUAUAAGAAGGAUAAAAAGAAAAUAAAAAUUUUAUUGCAAGCAAUAAAUAACAAGGACGAAUACGACAGCCCCUUAAUUGUAUUACUUCCAGUGGAAGAAAAUUAUUCUGAUAAGUUAUACGAGGAAUAUUUAAAACAAGCUGAGGAUAAUCCUCAAAAAAAUUCUGUAAAAAAUGUUUUGAAGAAUAUCCUAAAUCGUUAUGAUGUGAUAGAUCAGAAAAUAUUUUUAAAUAAGUUUUCUGAAGAAAUUAAUGCUUAUUUAAAUUUGUACCAAAAUAUUUCGAUUUAA